AUGAAUCCAGACGAGGUACACCUUCCACCAACACAGGCAGAUGUAUCUGCUGUUGGAGCUACCAGCGCCGGAUCUUAUUCAUCGGCGAAGUCAAGGCAUAGACCCGACACAGGUGCUAUCUUAGAAGCAAUGCAGAACAUCAACACUCAGUUGCUGACUCGAAUGAAGAGGUUUGAGGAGGCUCUCCAUGCUCUUGACAAAAGAAUCCCAGCUACACCGGCCGCGGCUGAGCCAGAGCUUGCUCCGAUCAACCAAAUAGCACCUGCCACUGUUGAGCUUUGGUGCUUCCUAAAAUCCCUCCCAAUAAUUGGAAUAUUGCCGGAGGCGAGGAAGACAACAGAAAACACAGAUGGGUUUCAGAGAGAGAGAGAGCAGAUUGAAGUGGAAUGUUUGGCAUGGCAGGCAGCCUGGGAUCUGUUUAAAGAUAAGGUGGGAGAAGAGACCCUCAAUUCCCACCCCGCGAUAGGGAAGCUGGCAGAAGAUGUUUGCAAAGAAUGCGCCAGAUUGCCAUUGGUGCUGAUUACAAUUGGACGAGCCAUGGCUGCCAAAACAACUCCCCAAGAAUGGAAUUAUGCAUUAAAUGUGCUGAAGAAUUCUACAUUCAAAAUUUCAGGUAUGGAAAAUGAGGUGUUUCGCCGUUUAAAGUUCAGUUAUGAUAACUUGUGUGAUGAAACAACUCGGAUUUGCUUCCUAUAUUGUGCUCUCUAUCCAGAAGAUUGGGAUAUUGGUGUUGAGGAACUCAUAGAAUUUUGGAUAGGUGAGGGGUUUUUUGACGAUGAAUGUGAUAACAUUGAUGAGGCUUGUGAACUGGGAUAUGAAAUUAUUGGUAGGUUGAAGCGUGCAUGUUUAUUGUUGAAGAGCAAAGAAGGUUAUUCUGAUGUGAACAUGCAUGACGUGAUUCGGGACAUGGCAUUAAGUAUAGUUAAUUCGGAAAGUGGAAAGGAGAUCAAAUAUUUUGUGCAAGGAAAUCUUAAUUUGACCACAGCACCUCCUAUUUCUAAAUGGGAGAAGGCUGAACGAGUAUUUUUGUUGGUGAAUUCAAUUGAGGAAUUAAGUGAAACUCCUACAUGUCCCAAUCUCUUGACUUUAAAUCUUGCUAAGAAUUAUAAUAUGAGGACCAUAUCUGAUAGCUUCUUCCAGUUUAUGCCCGCUCUCAAAGUUUUAGACCUAUCAGGGAAUCACUGUUUAACCAAGUUACCGGCAAGUUUUUUUGGGUUGCGUUCCUUGCAACAUCUUAAUCUCACGGGUACCGGCAUAAGGCAGUUGCCAAUUGAGUUUAAGUCAUUGGUAACUUUGAAGUAUUUAUAUCUGGGUGAUCGAUGGGAAGAUGAUGAUAUAAUAAUCCGCCGCAAGUUAUAUCAGAUGAUGAUUCUGCAAAGGUUGGAGUUCGGUUCUCGUAGUGUUUUGUUAGAAGGAAUUGAUGAAGGAAGCAACUUCAAAUUGUUUCUAGAUGAAUUGGAAAGCUUGAAUCACCUGCAAUAUUUAACUUUGAUGGUGAAAACUGAAGUGGCACUCCAUAAUCUUUCAAGUUGGCGAAAAUUAGGAAGUUGCAUUGCUGGUCUAACUAUUAAAGAAUGGCAAGGCUCGAGUUCACUGCAAUUGUCUUCUCUACAAAAGAACGCAAAGAGACUAGAACGGCUUACAAUUGUAAAUUGUAGUGAUUUAGAGGAGUUGUCAAUGAGGCGGGAUCAUAUAAUAAUAGAUGCAGCAAGCAGAAGCUUCCAUAACCUUCGAAAUGUCGCGAUCCAUGAGUGCAGGGUUUUGAGGGAUCUAACAUGUCUAAUUUGGGUUCCCAAACUUCAAAAUUUGGAUAUUUUUGGAUGUGUUGCAAUGGAACAAGUAAUAAAAGAUGGGGAUUGCAGUGCUGAUGAUAUUGGUGGGGAAGGAAGUUCGAAUGUAUUCAGGGAGCUACAAACAUUGAGUCUGUUGAAUCUACCAGAGUUAAAGAGCAUCUGCAGUCAUCCAUUGCCCUUCCCCUCUCUCUUUAAAGUUGCAGUGGGUAACUGUCCGAAGCUGAACAAACUUCCAUUUGACUCCAAUAGUGGCAAAGGAACUCUACAAUCAAUUACAUGUGAGAGAGAUUGGUGGGAUAAGUUAAAAUGGGAGAAUGAAGAAACUCAGUCUGUUUUCUCUCCUCUUUUCAAACCAUGGUAAUUUUGAGGAAGAGUUGUCGUAUCUUACAGGUAUGGGAACUGCACGCGCAAGGAGACUGUUGCCUUUGGCGGACACAUCAUUGGAAGGGUUUUGCAGUUUCUUCAAGAAAUUCAAAGCUCAGACCGCCAGAUAUAUUUCUAUUGUGGUGAAGAUGCUUACAGGUGAUUGAGAAGAGCUGUAUUCGGAUUCUAUAUAUAUAUAUAUAUAUAUAUAUGAGUAUAUAUUUUGUUUAUAUUUGAUCUUAUUAGCCUUUGAUUGACAUGUUGCAUGUGGAUUUGGAGAGUGAUUUGGUUGAAUUUGAUAAUGUAUGAAUCUUCACUUAGAACUCGUAGUUAUGUCAAAUUGUCUGUACGUUAAUGAGACCUUCUAAGUUUGCAUAAUUUAUUUAUUCUAUUUUAUUUGGGUA
Molecule: messenger RNA, 2560 nt
Organism: Cornus florida
Lineage: Eukaryota; Viridiplantae; Streptophyta; Magnoliopsida; Cornales; Cornaceae
Product: probable disease resistance protein At5g63020
Exons: 4
Coding region: 1-2154 (717 amino acids)
Molecular function (GO): protein binding; ADP binding
Source: RefSeq, a predicted model, not a curated record